AUGUCUCCCUAUACCUCUCACACUGCUCGAAGGACUCCGAUACCAUUUGAUCGCGGAGUAAACUUUGCCUACGACCGGGACAAAGUCACACAAGGCGUAGUGAGCAACCAAGUCCGCCGAUGGCCGCCAGCUUCAAAUGCCACUGGUGCGGAAGUGACUAAAGACGACUGGAUAAAAGAAAUAGCCAAGGAACAGGAUAACGAUCUAAUUACGACCAUGUGCAGGAGAGUCGUCGAACGCAAAACUGAGGACAACUGGAAAUGGCGCGAUGAUCGUGGAUAUCUCCUGGACGAAAGGAAUCAGCGAUCAUGGAAGGGAGAAUGGCAUCAGCUGAGCUUGACCAGAGUUGAUUGUUACAAGCGAAACGAAAUUACUAAUUUCUUAAUUUCAUGGGGAACUGGAUACGGUGCUUCGCGAUGGUCCAGGAGAAGCAAGGCAUUGGAGCCGCAGAGUAGAAGUUCUCCCAUCAGUAAGCUGUGUAAUGAUAGUGAUACUCGCUUCCAAGAUGUCAGCAGGCAGUACAACCGUGACUAUGUAGUCGAGGCCAAGCAUCGUCCGUAA
Molecule: messenger RNA, 561 nt
Organism: Haemonchus placei
Lineage: Eukaryota; Metazoa; Nematoda; Chromadorea; Rhabditida; Trichostrongylidae
Source: the annotation of a GenBank genome assembly